AACCCGAGUGUGGACAUUUUUUAAUGCGCGACUGCACGGACGACAUGAUCAAGAUCAACAUGACGACUCAAUGGGAGUGUGAAAAGGCCGGGCAAAACUGGACGAACCAUGCUUUCGCCUUGUACAAGCAGAAGAUGGGAGACGGAGUCUUCAAGGAGAAAUUCGAGGAACUCUUUCAGGUUCCGUCCCUGGAGGGCUUCGCGGCCAAGUCCAAGGUGGAGAACCAGAUCACCAAGAUGAAGUUGCUCGCUUUCUUCGGCAGCCUGCGCAAGUCACAUGCGCACGGGGUCGGCGGAGUCGGAACAGCCCGGAUCGUGAGCGACCCCGGAUUUCCGGAUCACGAGUUCUUCAAACCCGGCCGCGCCUUUCCGGUCCGGAUCUACCACUCCAAUGCCAUCAUGGCGGACGACGCAAGCGCAGACCGGCGGGGAGCCUUCCUCAAGUUCUCGGACGAGGACAUUGAGAGCCCGCUGGACAUGGAGCUUGUGACGGGGUCCGUGGACACGUGCUGGGACAUCCCGACCCUGACCGGCUUCAUGAAGGCGCAGCGAACCAACCCCGCGCUCAAGGACUUCUGCUUCGAACACCCCAUCAUUUACUACGGCCUAGUGGACUCGCUGCGCCGCGCGCCCGACUCGUACACGGACCUGCGGUACUACGGACAUCACGUCUUCCACUUCCGCGCCAAGGACGCCAAGGAGCGCUUCGUCAAGUUCCGCCUGGUCCCGGCAGACGGACACCCCGAGUCAGGACUCCUGGACUUCGACGACCAGAGGAUCGUCUGGCGCCGUGAGCGGCUGCCUGACGAGUUCCGGCCGCAGACUUACCUCCGGACGGAGUUCGCAGAACGCCUGAAGAAGAAACCGAUCAACUACACCCUCCAGCUCCAGCUUCACGAGUGGGAGGAGAACGAUCCUUACGAGAUCUUUAACCCGGUCCGCGUCUGGGAUCCAGACACGCACCCCUGGAUCGACCUCGCGCAUGUGCAGAUCACCACUCUGCUGCCGCAGGACAUCACCGAGAGGAUGAUCUUCAACCUUGGGACUCAGCCGGAGUCUCUGGGCCUGGUGGAGCCGAAGUCCAUCUACGACCACAGCAGCGUGCCUUACCUGAAGGCCAAGGUCAACCCGUUCAUGAGCAAGCUGCAGCCGAUCAACCCGCCCAACCCGGAGCCGCCCGUACAGCUGGACAGGCACAAGUACACACUGGAGAUACACACCGGAAGGACCAAGGGGUCUGGCACUGACUCCACCAUCACGGUGAUUUUGGUCGGAGCCUGGGCGCGAACACACCCCAUCAAACUAGACCAGGCUUUCAUGAACAACUUCGAGGCCGGAAAUGUCGACAUUCUGGACAUCGAAGCGGUGGAUGUCGGGGAGAUCCAGGCCAUGACUCUGUCCACGGACUCUCGCGGCGUGAAGAGCGACUGGUACGUGGACAGCAUCUUCGUGGUGGAUCGGCAGCGGGGCCGGCGGCAGGAGUUCCCGGUGUACCGGUGGAUCACGGACCGCAGCGACCCGAUCACUCUCCGCUCCGGGAACGGUACGUCUGUCUGUCCGUCUGUCUGUCUGUGUGUGUGUGUGUGUGUUUUUUUUGUUUGUUUGUGUGUGGACCGGCAGCGGGGGAGGCGGCAGGAGUUCCCGGUGUACCGGUGGAUCACGGACCGCAGCGACCCCAUCACUCUCCGCUCCGGGAACGCGUCCCUGAUGUCCCACGACUCUCCCGUGCUGAAGGGACUGAGAGAGCUGGAGCUUGAGAAGCGCCGGGAGAGGUACCAGUGGGCUCACGACGAGAAGGGCUUCCCGGCACACCUGGCCGUCAAGACGCUGAACGACCUGCCCAGGGACAACAGGGUCACCCAGUCACUCAAGGGGCGGGAUCUUAGGAACGCGAACAAGAACGGCAUCCCGCUGCGUGUGAAGUUCAACUCUGCGUUCCGCCGCUGGGAGAAGUUUGACGACUGCGAGAACCUGUGUAAAGUGGCGCUGGGCGAGGAGAACGUGCGCGAGUUCGCCACAGACAUCUGGAGAACUGACUUCGAGUUCGGCAGGCAGAUCCUUAAUGAGUGCCACCCCAGCACCAUCACCCGCUGUAAGAUGAUCCCGCCCAACUUCCCCGUGCAGGACGAGACGCUCAGACCGCAGCUCGAGCGCGGCAUGAACCUCAAGCAGGAGGCAACAUCCGGGCGCCUGUACCUGAUGGACUGCAGUCUUCUGGACGGCCUGUCCCUGCGCAAACCUGACCACCAGGACGACGAGAACGAGUUCCACCCGACGGCCCCCAUGGCGCUGUUCUACGUGAACGGGAAGAAGGAGUUCGUGCCCAUCGCCAUCCAGCUGUACCCGCAGGUGGGCCGCCUGAUGCCGUCCGGUAGGCUAAUGUGGGAUGACAAGCCCGGCCCCGAAAACCCCAUAUGGACCCCCAUGGACUCGGACUUUGAUUGGAUCCUGGCCAAGAUGUACCUGCGCAGCGCGGAUGCGCAGAUCCACCAGCUGGUGUCCAACUGUCUCACACAGCUUGUGAUGGAGCCGUUUGCUGUGUCCACCUACCGUAACCUGUCGGCGGCCCAUCCGGUCUACAAGUUGCUGGUCCCGCACGUGCGGAAAGUCUUCGCGCACAGCCUGGUGCUGAAGGAACACGUCAUCGGGGAGGGGAGCAUCCUGGACGACAUCAGCCCGUACGACGCCGACGGCAGGAAGGACCUCAUCAGAAGAUACUACGCCAACUUCAAGUUCAAGAUGCUGAACUUUCCCGCCAUGCUGGCCGAGAAGGGGCUGGACGACAAGGAGGCCCUGCCGGGGUACUACUACCGUGACGACGGUUUGCUGCUGUGGGAGGCCAUCAGCAGGUACACGGGAGACAUCCUGAAGCUGUUCUAUGACGACACGGUUGCCCUGAGAGACGACCUUGAAGUCCAGAACUGGAUCCGUGACGUCAAGCAGCAAGGACUGCAGUGGGAGGAUGAGUCCGACAAGGGCCUGCCUGACGGCGUGCGGACUAUCCGGGAGCUGGCUGACAUCGUGACGAGCGUGAUCUUCACCUGCAGCGUGCACUACGCCGGCCACAACGCCGCGCAGCAGGACGUGUACAGUCUGGUUCCUAACGCGCCGAUGAACAUGCGCCGCGCGCCGCCCAAGCGGAAGCCUCGGAAGGGCGAGACGGAGAUGGAGGACAUCAUGGACGCUCUGCCGGACCGACAGGCCUCCUGCAAGCAGCUUAACAUGGCGAUAGCGCUGUCCAACCUGGGCAUAGACGAGGAGGAGGACGGCGGGUGUCUGGGCCACUUCAGCGACCGGUACUUCACGGAGGACCGCGCGCAGGGCAUCCUGGGAGAGUUCCAGCAGAACCUGCAGCAGAUCGCCGAGACCAUCCGGCGCCGGAACGAGGCUCUGGACGUGCCGUACACCCACCUGCUGCCGGAGAAAGUUCCCAAGGCUUUCAGAGUCUGAGGAAACUAGGACAUAAACUACA
This is a messenger RNA of Branchiostoma belcheri (Belcher's lancelet), 3471 nucleotides long. RefSeq names its product allene oxide synthase-lipoxygenase protein-like. The transcript has 23 exons. NCBI's taxonomy places the organism in Eukaryota, Metazoa, Chordata, Leptocardii, Amphioxiformes, Branchiostomatidae. Bases 24 to 3449 code for a protein of 1141 amino acids. Gene Ontology annotation, molecular function: oxidoreductase activity, acting on single donors with incorporation of molecular oxygen, incorporation of two atoms of oxygen; heme binding; metal ion binding. The record is from RefSeq and is a predicted model, not a curated record. Gene Ontology annotation, biological process: lipid oxidation; linoleic acid metabolic process.